Molecule: messenger RNA, 7891 nt
Organism: Paramecium primaurelia
Lineage: Eukaryota; Ciliophora; Oligohymenophorea; Peniculida; Parameciidae
Source: the annotation of a GenBank genome assembly
AUGUUGGUGUUUUAAAUACUAUUUCUAAUUUUGAUGUGAGAAUUAAAAAUAUUCUUAGCUUUGAAGUAAAUACUAAUGAUUGUGUGAACAAAUUUUAAAUAUUAGAGGGUGAUGUUGAGUAUACGGAUAAUUAUAUUGAUAUAACCAAUUAUUAGGCUUAAGAGGCUUAUUCUUAUUCUUUUUGGAUAAAGUAUGCUAUUCUUGAUCCAAAAUAUAAAAAUAAUCAACCAAAUGAUGGCUAAAAUUGGUGUAGUGGAUUUUAUUAUAUCAUUUGGUCAUAAGUCAUAGAUUAUGAUUUUUAUAAGACUUCAUUGUUAAUGUUAAAUAUUUAGAGAAAUAUUUGUGAAUUCAAGUUUUAUUAUAGUGAAAUUGAUGCUGAUUAGCCAACAGAGGUAACAAUUUAAUAAGAUGCAUAAAAACUUGAUAAUUAAUGGAUAUAUUUUAUGAUAUCAUAUUAUCCUAAUGAAAAAAAUGUAGUUAUAUAGAAAGAUUCUGAUAUUACAAUCCUAAAUGUUCAAUCUAUUUAUUAAGGAAAUGUUUAAACUACUUUGGGGAAUGAUAAUUUUGUAUUUUUAAUUAUUUAUUAUUAGAUUGUAAUUGCCAAUAGAUUUUUUUGGGUCAAACUAAUUCCUGGGUUAUUGACAAAUUAAAUAUAUUAUGAGAAGCUAAAAACAUAAAAUGACUUUUAUUACAGUGGUUUUUUAAAUUGUAAACCUUAAGAUGAUAGCUAACCUAUAACUAAAAUAUAUGUAGAUGGAUUAUAAUAAUUUAAUUCAGGACUUGUAAUUGUGGAUAAAUUUUUGAGGGUUGGUUAAAAAUAUAUGAUUCAUAGUUGGGUAAAGUUGAAUCUUGAUUUAGUAACGAUUACAAAUCCAUUAUCUUAAUUACUUAUGAGAAUUACAAUAAAUUCAUAUUAUAAUGAUUAUAAAUAUGAAGGAGACAGAACAUUUUAUUAUAGAUAUAACAUAUACAAAUAGGAAAUAUAAAACUCAAAUGUAUAUGUGGAAACAUCACAUUAUAAAAUACCAGUAUAGUGUUAUAAAUUUAAUGAAAUAUAUGGUGAAGUUGAGGAUUUUGAGAAAUGGUAAUUUGAAGAUGUACAACUUUAUAAUUUAAUUUAAAAUUGGCAUUUUUUUAUUUUUGAACAUGUAGGACAAGAAAGUUUAGAAGAGAGUUCUUGCUUUUAUUUAUAUUUUUAAUUUAGUCUUUAACCUAUAAAACAUUGUUUUGGUAGUGCAAAUUAAAGAAGUCAAUAUUCAAAUGGAUACUAUUAUGUAUAUAUUGGAUAGGAUGAUUUUAUCAAUAAGAAAUUAGUUGGUUCUAUAUCAGAUUUGACUAUUAAGUACAAUUAUAAUGAAAUAUAAGAAAUUAAAAUAAGUAUAAUUAUACAUAAAUUUUAGUUUGUCAUUUCUCAUGCUCAACAUGUGAUGGUCCAACAGCUAAUGAUUGUCUAAGUUGUGAUAGUUAAUAUAAUAGAAUCUUUGAUGAUAUAAAUAGAUCAUGUGUCUGUUUAAAAAAUCAUAUGCAGAUUGAAAAGAAUAAAAGUUGUCAAUCAAUCUAGACUAUUUUUCCUUAUUCUCAAGAAAAUUAAAUAUCUACAAUUAAUUAAGAAGAAUGUGAUUUUGGUUAUUUUAAAAUCCCUAAGAAUAAUGGAUUUAUUUGUAAAAAAUGGUAAUUAAUAUAUCUAUAAUUUAGUCCCUUUGAAAUUAUAAAUCAUAUUCAUUGUUUAGAUUGUUAUGAAUAUCCAAAUCAUUGGUAUUUAAAUCCAAUAUGUACUACUGAUUUUUUUCAGCAAGACAGAACUUAGGAUCAAGGCUAUAUAUUUUAUGAAAGAAGUGAAAAUGAAUAUGAAGUCUUUUUACUUGAUAUUGAAGAUAAUCUUAAUUAUUUCUAGUAGUAUCAAUAUAUUUGUAGUGAAUCUGAUAUUAGAUUAGGUUUAAGGAAUUGUGUUCAAAUAAAUAUUGCUAAUUUAAAGUAAGAAACAUUUGUUGAAUGCACUUCAAAUUAUUAUUAUGAAAAUGGAGAUUGUAUUUAAUGUUAAACUAAUUGUUUAAAAUGUAAAUCUAAAAAUGAAUGUGAUAUUUGUAUUUAAUAACAUUAUGUAAAGAAAGGAGAUUGUAUUCAAUGCCCUCUAAAUUGUAAUUCAUGUUAUUAUGAUGAAUUAAUAUAAGAUGUUCAAUGUUAAUCUUGCAUAUUGUAUAAAUUUAUUUAAAAUUAAGAAAAUUUACAUUAUUCAAAGGAAUUUGUUAAUAAUGUGGAAGUUAUUGUUAGACUUGUAUAGAAGACUUUGAUAUAAAUUCACAAUAAUAUUUUAAUAGAUGUUUAUAAUGUAUAGAUUCUUCAAAAUAUUACAUCUCAAUAACAGGUGGAUAUUGUUUAGAAAAUACAAUUGAAAAUUGUUUAUAUGCUUAUGAAUACAUUUAAAUAGAUGAUAUAAUAAUUAAUACUCUAGAUUAUAAGUUUUAAACUGUAUCUUAACACUAACCUAUAAAUAGUUGUGCUAGAUGCAAAGAUAAAUAUGGAGUUAACGAAAACAAUUAAUGUUAAGAUAUAGAUAAUUUUAAUUUUAAUAACUGCAUAUUUUCAGCUUAUCUUGAUACAACAUAAAGUUAUGUUUGUAUCAUUGGAUCUGAAAGUAAACAAUCAAAUUAAUGUUCUUUAACAUCUCUUUAUUGUUAAACAUGUUUAUAUUUGAAAUCUGUUUAAAAGAAUUUUUGUAUUACUUGUUUGGAUGGAUAUUAUGCAGAUAGAUUAACAGGACUUUGUUUUUAAUGUCCAAAAUCCUUAUUUUGUAAUACAUGUUAUUAAUAAAUGAAAAUCAAUUAAGAUUAUUGGUAAAUUAAUAUAAUGAAUUAUUAUGAGACUAUUAUAAAUAAAGAUGGACAACAUACAUUUCGAAAUAAUGCUUAAAGUUAAAAUAAUUAAGAUUAUGAAGUAAUUUGUUCUUCAUGUAUUGAUUAAUAUUUACUUUUAAAUAAUUAAUGUAUUAAAUUAUGCCCAGAUGAUUGUGCCUAAUGUAUUUUAUAAGAUAAUUAAUUUGUUUGUCUUAAAUGUAUAUAUGAAAGUUAAGGUCGUAUGCUAACUAUUUUUAAUAAUCAAUGUUAAAGAUGUUCAUAAAAUUGUAAGGUUUGUAGAAAUAGAUCUUAAAAUGAAAUUACUGCUCUCAAUCCAUUUUUUUAAGAUGAAACUUAUAUUAUGUAUUCAAGACAAUGUUUAAUACCUUCCAAUUAAAAAGUAGUUUAUAAUAAAGAAUUUGGUAUUUUUCAGGAAUGCAAUCUUUAAGGAUAUUGUGAAAAUCAUAUGUUAUUUUAAAUUAAUCUAUAUUGUGAUUUUGAAGAAUAUAAGAAUGCUGAGUAGUUAAAUCAAGAUAAUUUAUAAUUUUUAUAAGGGAAUAUGUAUUUAAAUGAUUUAUUUAAAAAUAACUUUACUAUCUUUUCUAAUAAUUUACUCUUUUAACAUGGAAAUGAAGCAUAAAUUUCAACUAUAACAUUUUAAAUAAAUAGUAAAUAACCUCAAAAUUGUUUUUUAGAUGAAGAUUUCAUAAUAUCAUAAAAUCUAAAAUAACAUAUCUUUACCUUAAAGUAUUAAUUUAAAUUAUUUUAGAACUGUAAAAAUUUAAAUAAUUGGCCACUCUCUCUUAACAUUUAGAUUAACUAAUAAUCUGUUAUUUGUUAAUUUUGAAGACAUACUACUAUAAAAUAUUAAGUUUGUUAUUGCACCUAUUCUCAAUUAAUAACUCUAAAUUUCAACCUAAUCAAUAACUUAUCAAAACAUUAAAUUUUUUAAUUUAACUUUUACUACUUUGGUUGGAACUUUUGGUUGUUCAAUUUAAAUAUAUAAUGCUUAAUAAUUACUCUUUCAAAAUAUUAUACUAUAAGAUUAUAAAUAAGGGGGAUCUAAUGGUUUUAUAGAUAUUUAUUCUUCUAAUCUAAAGGGUUAUACUUAAAUUUAGGAUUUUCAUUUAAUUAAUACUGAUAUUCAAGAUUCUUAAUUUAUAUAAUUUUAAACUUCAAAAAAUCACAUAAUAGAAUUAUAAAAUCUAUUCAUUAAUAGUAAUUUAUAUAGAUCCUAAUUUAUUGUAUGUGCUUUGGCUUCUGGGUGUGGAGAAAUAAAGAUUUCUAAUUUAGAAUCUAGCUAAUCAUUAAGUAUGAACUCUCUAAUGUUUUCACUUGAAAAAUUUAGUGAGACUGAAUUAAUUAAUCUAAAUUUCAAUAAUAUAGAAUUAAUGGAGUCUACCUUUAUCUAAUUUAUUCAAAAAUUUACUUUAACCAAUUUUACUAUUAGAGAUUCAAUAAUAAUUAAUAGUUUGUUAAUAAACAAUGAUCUAUUAACUAAUUUAUAAAAAUCUAUUUACACAUUUUCAAAUCUUUAAUUUAUAUCAAAUUCAUACAAUAAGAAAUCGAAAUUCAUAACCAUAUAUCGAUAUGCUGCCUAAGAAUCAAUAAUAAUAGUAUAAGAAGCCAGCUUCCUAAAAAAUAAAUUAUAAGAUAUGAUAACUAUAGAGAAUUUGAAAUAAUUUGAUUAAUCUCUGAUAGUUUUUUAAAGUGAUUAAAUUAAACUUAAAGACAUAAUAAUACAUCAAGGUAAUGGCUUACCUUUAAUUUCUUUUAUUAACUCUUAUCUUAUUGAAAUUAAUAAUUUAUACAUUACAACCAGUAAUCAAAUAAAAGAUUUAAUUCAAACUUAGGAGAUAAGUAUACUAUAAUUAGGAUUGAUUUUGUAAUUUUUUGCUAAUCAAAAUAUAGAAAUUAAUAAUAUGAUUGUUGAAUCAGUCUUAUUAAGUAACUACCCUUUAAUAAGUUAUGAAUCAAUUACAACAUCAAUAUCUGAAUAAAAUGAAUUAGUUGUAAUUAAAAAUUCAUCUUUUUUUAAUAAUAUUUUAGUAUAUGAUUCAACUAGGAACGUUGUUUGUCUAUUUCAAUUAGUAUCUGAAUAAAAUGUUACAUUAAGAUUUGAAAAUGUUAAUUUUCAAAAUAAUAUUUUAUAUCAUAAAAAUCAAGGUCAGAAUUAGAGAUCUGUAACUUUACUUUAUUAAGAUUGUUAAGCUUGUACAUAUUAUUUUAUAUCUAAUUAAUUUGUUUCCAAUAUUGCAAUAAAUGCAAGUGUUAGUAUCAUCUAUAUUAGAUCAAAAGAAGUAAAUAUACUUGGAUCUCUAUUUUCUUAAAAUGGUGUCUACAAUACUGAAAUUAAUAAUUAAUUAAAAGUGCUUUCUGUAAAAAUAAAUGAUAAAAUGAUCAAUUAAAGAAGUGCGAAUGGAAUAUUUUAUUGUUCUCAUCUUAGAAUUUAUGAUACAUCAUUUGAAUUUUCAAAAGGUUCUUUGGCAAGUGGAUUUUAAUUUUUAUCAUCCUCAAUUGGGAAUUUAGAUGUGAAAAGGACUAUUUUUUAACAUAAUUAAAAUUUAUUCUUUGGUGAUAAUUCAUAAGGAGGAUCAAUUUACAUAGAAGGUAAUAGCAAUUAGUAUUAAAUUAAUCUUGAGAAUAAUAUAUUCAAAAACAUCUCCUCAGGAUAUGGAGGAGCUUUAUAAAUUUAAAAUAGCUUAGGUAGAUCGUUGAUAUCUAUGAAAAAUACAUAAAUUGAAGAUGUUAAUUCAUUAUAUGGUACUGUUGUUUAUGCUGUUUUCUCAUAUUAAGUUCAAAGUUAAUCAUUGAUAUCCAUUUCAGAUCUAAAAAUAAAUAAUAGUUUUUCCAGCUUUGCUAAAUUUCAAAAACAAAUAUUAGAAUCUAUAUCAAAUUAAGCAAUUGAUAAGCUUUUUCAAUAUAGGUCAAUGUUUUAUUCUGAAUAUGGAAAACUCUCUAUCUUUAAUAUGUAUAUAUUGCAAUCUCAUUAAGAAAUAGUCAUAAUAGAUUAUUUUAUUAAAGGACUUAUUCUUAAAUAAGUUGAUAUUAAAAAUACAAAUUAUUCUUAAUAUGGAUUAAUAUUUAUUUAUCCAAAUACUGGUAAUCAUAUUUAUAUGUAUUAUAGUUUAAAAAGUGGAAAUUUCAAUCAAGGAAUUAUCAAUAUCAGGAUCGUUAAUAUCUGAUUUAAAUAUCUUUUCUUAUGAUUUAAUUUUAGGUUUGAUUAAUAUAUUAAAUCUAAAUGAGUAACACUAUGUAAUCAUGGAUGAUAUUUAACUCUAAAAAAUUAAUUGUAGUGUUUGUCAAAAGGGAUUAAUAAAUAUUGAUGGUACAAUUACAUUACCUAAAUAAAUAAUGAUGAGGAGAAUAAAUAUAUAAAACAAUACAUGUGGUUUGAGAGGAUGCGUAAAUAUUUGGACAGAUAAUGAGAUUUUAGAUGAUACAAAAUAAAUAAAUCAAUCAACAAAAAGGUAGCUUUAAUCAAAGACUUUGAAUUUGGUUUUUCCUUAUUCAAUUGUAAUUGAAAAUUAUUUAUGUAAUGGAAAUAUAGCUAAUUUUGGAGUUUGUCUGAGGAAUAAAGAUUAUUCCAUUUUACUUGACUCUUUAUAAUUACUUAAUAAUAAGGCAACUAAUUAAGGAGGAGCAAUAGUAUUUUCAGGUAGCAAGGCAAUAUUUAAAAUAAUAAAUAGCAUAAUAGCAAAUAAUGUAGCCUCUGUUGCUGGAGGAAUUUAUUAUUCUGAAUCAUUUUCACAAAAUUAUUCCAAUCUUAACUCUUAUAUUUUUAAUAACAGUGCAAUUUAUUAUGGAAAUGAUACAAUUGAAUUACCAAAUUAAAUAAAAAUAACUAUUCACAAUCAUUCAUAUUCAAAUUAAUAAAUAUUCUUCAAAAAUGAAAUAGUGAUAGAUUAAGUAUUAAUUUCAAAUUAAUAUCAAAAUAACUAAUCUAGUGUUCUCUUACCAAGCGGAUAACUUAUAUAUUUAUAUUAAUAGUUUGAUUGGGAAAAUAAUAAUUAUAUUAUGAUGAAUUAUACUUUAAGAUUAAUUCCAUAUGAUUAAAGGAAUAAUAGAAUAAAAAAUUUAACAUCUAGUAAAUGUUCAAUUAAAGGAAGAUUAUAUGAUUAUAAGAAAUUAGAAGAGAGUGAACAAAAAGCAUUUAGUAAUAAUUUCACAAAUUUAAAUGAAGUUGUUUAUGAUAAUUUUAUGGAAGAAUACAAUUUUGAUCAUUUGAUUAUAUAUUUUGAUCCUGAUUUACCUGAAAAUAUUGUUUUAUAAUUUGAAUUUACAUGUGAUUCAAUUAGAAUACCAAUUUUAAAUGAGAUUUAAUAAAUAGAUACUAUAAUUAAAUAAUCAAAAGAUUAUUAUUUAAGAUUAAAUAUAAAAACAUUACCUUGUUAAAUUGGAGAAUUAAAAAGUGAAGAAGAUUUAUCUUGUCAUCCUUGUGAUUAUACUUAAGAUUAUUAUUCAGUUAAUUUCAAUUCAAAUAAAUGUAAAAUUAGAGAUAAUAUUUAAAUGGAAUAAGUUAAAUCAGCAUAAAUUAAAUUAAGACCAGUAAAUUAUAUAAUUUUAUUAUUUAUUAGAAUUAUUGGAGACCUUAUUUUUAUGCAGAUCUUAUUGAAUAUUGUUAUAACUUUGAAUUUAAUUGUUUAGGUGGAUGGAAUUAUGGAGAUGUUUCAUGUUCUUUAGGUCAUAUAGGAGCAUUAUGUGAAUAAUGUGAUAUUUAUAAUAUUAGAGGAGAUGGUGCAUAUUCUAUAAGUUAAAAAUAUAAAUGUGGUUCAUGUGAUGAUACAAAAUCAAAUACUUUAAUCAUAAUUGGUAUAUCAUUAUGGUAUUUAUAAUCAUUUAUUAUUUAAAAGGACUCUCAUUUCUAUUUCAAUAUCUGUGAAAAGUACUGUAGAAAUCAUUAAAUAAUUAGCUAAAGCAUCUAAAUUAAAAUCAAUUGGAAUCAUGAUAGUAGUCACAAAGAAUAAUGCUGUUAAUUUUAUUAAGAUUCUUACUAAUUAUUUAUAAAUUAUUGCAUCUAUAAGUACUUUCUAAUUAUAAUUACCUUAAAAUAUUGA